Molecule: messenger RNA, 3216 nt
Organism: Alternaria burnsii
Lineage: Eukaryota; Fungi; Ascomycota; Dothideomycetes; Pleosporales; Pleosporaceae
Exons: 7
Source: RefSeq, a predicted model, not a curated record
UUCUGCUCCGCUUUUCGUCGUGCUCCCGCGCUCUAUCCACACGGCCCGAUGGCAACGGCGCCAUCACUGGCGGCCCCUUCCGCCCAAGCUAGUCACACGCUUCGAGACGCAUUCGAACGGUUCGCUUUAUCCGUGUCACAAGAUGACCAGCGGCUCUUUCAUAACACAGAGCUUAAAGAUGUACGGGAUGAGGCUUUGCAGAUCGAGAAGAAGCUCCGCAAGAACCGUAUACAGAAGAACAUAGCCCGGCUUAAUCCAUUGCUGCUGGGCAUGGAGCAUUACUCCAAGGUAGUGGAAGUUUUGUGCAACGGAACACCUUAUCUUUCAUGGAUUUGGGCACCAAUGAAACUGAUGCUUAUGAUCACGGUUGAUUCGCUCAGUGCUUUCGAGAAGCUGAUCGAUGCCUAUGGAAAGAUUGGUGAUAUGCUCCCUCGCCUGGAUCGUCUCAGUGACGCGCUUAUUGGCGAUCAGAACUUCCAGAAAGUGCUAGCUUUGGUAUUCUCCGACAUCGUAGAGUUCCAUCGACGAGCUUACAAGUUCGUGCGACGAAAAUCAUGGACCAUAUUCUUCGGCUCUAUGUGGGCGGGGUUUGAAACUCGUUUCAACGGGAUCCUGAAGGACCUGGCGUACCAUAGCGAGCUGGUCGAUAAGGAGGCCUCAGCAGCGGACAUAGCUGAAGCCUUCAGGCGUAGCAAAGUAGACGACGAGAAGUGGAAGCAGCAAGAGGAUGAAUGGAACCAUGCUAAGGUACAGAAAGUCCUGGGCUGGCUUGAGACGAAUGAUACUCUGCCAGCCGAUAUACUCGAACAGAAACUCCAAGAUUACUUGCGAAACAGCUGCGAUUGGUUUUUACAACACAAAGCAACGCAGAUAUGGCUCGAGGACAACGCGAAGAAUCCCUUUCUGUGGCUAUACGGAAAGCCGGGGGCGGGUAUGUUCAUCUAUCGUCGUGACUUGUCAUCCGCUUAUCUACUCGAAGGUAAAUCCAUGAUAUGCUCUGCUCUUGUGAAACAUGCAAAACAAAAUUCCGUUAAUAUGUUCUACUACUUCUGCAGUUCUAUCCUAAGCAAUGCCGAUGGUCAGACUCGCCGUCCGAAUCGUUUACUGCGUUCAAUCAUCUCGCAGGUGAUUGAAGGACACCAGGACCUCGCAAUAUAUAUUCACGACGUCUACUUCAUAGCUCAUCCGGUGCCAACGAAGAAAGCAUUACUGAGUCUUCUUCCCGAACUCCUUCGCGGAACGGGCUCUGUGCGGCUCAUCAUAGAUGGUAUCGACGAGUGGGUCUCACAGGAUCAAAGGGACGUUUUGAACGAUCUUUCGCAGAUAGUCUCGACUGACAAGACUUCCCAUCUAUGCAAGAUCUUGAUUGCUAGCAGAGAGACUUUCGAGAUCUCGAGGUCUAUGCUCAAAAAGAACAAAUCGACAACGACAAUUUCUCUCAGCAAUGACGACGAAGGUCUCGCAAUCUCCCGCUCAAUCGCUCAUUUCGUCGAUAUCAAGCUAUCUGAUCUUCCUGACCACUUUGACCAACUCGACCCUGAUGGGUCGAUCAUGGCCCAUGUCAAAAAGACUCUUAUCGAGAAGUCUCACGGUAUGUUCCUGUGGGUCAGUCUUGUAUUGGAUCUGCUCGACAGGGUGUAUAGUCCUGAGGAGCUACGCACUAUCGUCGACGAUCUUCCCUCUGAUCUUGAGAAGCUUUACGAAAAGCUUUUCACUCGUCUUUGUAGCGCUCCAGGUGCCCGUAGUCAUGGAGGGGUAUCUCGUAUCAUGGGCUUGAUAUGUUCCGCACGAAGGCCUUUGCACAAGUUGGAGCUACUCCAAGCGUUGUCCAUCUCGCCACACGACAUUGGCUCUCAACUGCGGAGUAUACCUGUCGCUGCUAUACUCGACCAUUGUAAGCCACUCGUCGAAGAAUUACCGGAUUCUACAAUAGUUCCAGUACACUUCUCGGUGAAAGAGUAUUUCUUCAAGUCUCAUAAACCGCAAAUUAUGCCAGCGAUCGAUCCAGCGCUCGACAUAUUGUCCGCUUGCGCUGUGGUAAUCACACGAAGUCUCGAUCUUGUGUGUCUGGACAGCGGUUCCGUUGAUUACCUCGUCAGAAUCGUGAGUGGCCAUCAUAGACUCUUACCGUACGCUCUAGAGUUCUGGAUUGAGCACUGCUUAGAUUACGCAUCGAGCAGAGGGAAUUUAAGCCCUGAUGGACACUUCCAGUAUCAUCUUUCGCGAAUUCACGAGAAGCAUGAAGAAUGCCUAGAUGCACUUGGGCGUGCUACGGUCCAGGUCGGGACGCAAACAGCAGCUGAGGCUAGUGACGCAGACGAAAGGCUUGAGCAGUUGUCCAGCAUGCCGGUUCACAAGCUGAUGGCAGAUGUGCAACAUCUCCGACUAUUAGCCAGCCAAAGCGAUAGCAACGACCGUUCAGAUAUCGAAACUUACGUCAACAACAACGAUCGAACACUCUUCAGCAGGCUUUCGCGCGAUUACGAGAGUGCAAUCGUACAUCUUCUAUCUCAACGCGAAGUGGAAGGCAUUCCGUCAGCAAUACGUCGAGAAUUCCGAGAGUCAUAUGCUUCAACAGCUUUUCGUUGCCGUUACCCACACUGUGACAGGCUAUCUCUGGGCUUCGCCACUCCAGAAUUUCGACAAGAACAUGAAAACUCGCACAUGCGACGCGUGUACUGUCAGACAUUAUCCUGUCAGUAUAGCCGCAUCGGAUUUGACAACAAAGUCGCACUCAAAACGCACACACGCAAGAAUCACACCGAGUCAAGGAUUGUACUCAUUCCCGCAAAAUUGCAGCGCACGAGAGAUGAAUCUCCGCCACCCAACUUCCUCCCCCCCAUUCAACUUGCACCACCAAUGCCGAAAACCCUCUUUAACUCAGAGCCUUGGACACCUUCUUUCUGGACUCAGAAAGAGAAAGAUAGUUUUGAGGAGAACAUCGAACGCUUCGGUACAGAUUGGACGGCCUUCGCAAACGACAUGGGCACUAAGACGCCUGAAAUGGUUAAGCGCUUUUAUGAUCAGCUCGUACAGGGAGGCAACAGAAAAGUAGAGCAGGUGAAGUCCCCGGUGCUCGAAAACCAUGUGAAACAUACGCUGACUUUAUUCAUUGACAUCCUAGUCCGCAAAAGCUGCAGACUCUCAAGCGAAGACGCGAGAACUAUUCGCAAUCCUCGCGAAACGCUAGCUAUCGGCCAAGAAGUGACUCUUUAA